AUGUUCAGGUAUGGUGCGUUGAGAUUUUUGCUGGUUUUAAUAGGGGCGUUUGCAGCUCGUAAGGAUGUUAUUGAGAGAGUCAAGGAGCAUUUUGAAAGUUCUAGUCACACUAAUAAUUGGGCGGUGCUUGUCUGCACUUCACGUUUUUGGUUUAAUUAUCGGCAUGUAGCAAAUGUUCUUUCGUUGUAUCAUUCGGUUAAGAGGCUCGGUAUUCCUGACAGUAAUAUCAUUCUAAUGCUGGCUGACGACAUGCCUUGCAACCCAAGAAAUCCUAAACCUGGUACAGUAUUUAAUAGUAAGUAUGAAGAUAUCAACCUGUACGGAAGUGAGGUAGAGGUGGAUUACAGAGGAUAUGAGGUUUCUGUGGAGAAUUUUGUAAGAGUUCUCACAGGACGGGUACAUCCGGCUACACCCCGUUCUAAACGGUUGUUGUCUGACCAUCAAAGCAAUGUUCUGGUUUAUCUGACUGGUCAUGGAGGCGAUGGGUUUUUGAAGUUCCAAGAUGCUGAAGAGUUAACUAAUGUUGACCUAGCUGAUGCUAUCGAAACAAUGUUCCAAUCCAAUAGAUACAACGAGCUCUUAGUGAUUGCUGAUUCUUGCCAGAGUGAAUCGAUGUAUAAUAAGAUAUACAGUCAAAACGUAUUGGGCACCAGCAGUUCACUCAUCGGAGAAGAUUCUUUAUCUUAUGACGUUGAUCACUCUAUCGGUGUUUAUAUUAUCGACCGAUAUACGCAUUUUACACUGGAGUUUCUUGAAAACGAAGUUCAGGCAUCAGGUUCUAAUCGAACCAUGGCAGAUUACUUCGAUUCUUGUCCUAAGAUAAAAUGCAUGUCUACCGUUGGAGUUCGAACAGAUCUUUAUCCCAAAGACCCAAGCCGUGUUCGCGUGACAGAUUUUUUUGGUUCUACACGGAACGUAAGAGUUAUUAAUGAAGUUAUAGAGUUUGAUGAUGAAUGGCUAAAGGUUGAACCAAAGCGGUAUUGA
This is a messenger RNA of Enterobius vermicularis (human pinworm), 984 nucleotides long. The record is from the annotation of a GenBank genome assembly. NCBI's taxonomy places the organism in Eukaryota, Metazoa, Nematoda, Chromadorea, Rhabditida, Oxyuridae.